CAAAUGGUUGAUGCCAUUACCAUAUGCGGGGCGGGGUUCAAAGCCCCUAGUGAGAGUGAUUUGAGGGGACCCAUUUUGUCUCAAAUGGUGGAUGAUGUGAAAAAGGAUUUAGAUGAACAACGCCACAUAUGGAGCACUAAAGGUUGCACCAUCAUGACUGAUGGUUGGACGGAUAGGAGAAAUAGAACUCUCCUUAAUUUUCUUGUUUCUUCCGCAGGGGGCACCGUUUUCAUCAAGUCCAUUGAUGCCUCCGCCCAUUGCAAGAAUGCCACCUACCUAUGUGAGCAGAUAGAGGAGGUGAUUGAAGAUGUGGGUGAGGAGAACGUGGUACAGGUGGUGACCGACAAUGCAGCAAAUUAUGUUGCUGCGGGUAGACUAUUGAUGGAGAGGCACCCAUCUAUAGUUUGGACUCCAUGUGCUGCUCAUUGCAUUGACCUCAUGUUGGAGGAUAUUGGAAAAAUCCCAUGGGUCAAAAGAUGUGUAGAAAGGGCAAGAAAUGUCUGCAAAUUUGUAUAUAAUCAUUCAUGGGUGUUGGCCCUUAUGAGACAAUACAUAGAGCAGAAGGAGUUGCAUCGUCCAGGAAUCACAAGAUUUGCCACAAACUUCCUCACAUUGCAGUCCAUGCUUAGGUCUAAGCCUGCCUUGAGACGUAUGAUUGUUGGUGAGGAGUGGUCUUCCUCAUCCUAUGCUACCACCCCUGCAGGGAUAGAGAUGGCAGAUUGCAUUUUUGAUGAGCAAGGCUUUUGGGUCCCUUGUGAUGAGAUAGUGAAGGUAAUUUUUUUAUAAAUUCUACAAUUUAGCUUCAUGUUUUAUAAGUUAUUAUAUGUAUUCUCUUAUUUGCUCAUUUUUCUAAAUUACACAAUAUUUUCAAUUUUGCAGUUUGUUAAGCCCUCGC
Molecule: messenger RNA, 895 nt
Organism: Cryptomeria japonica (Japanese cedar)
Lineage: Eukaryota; Viridiplantae; Streptophyta; Pinopsida; Cupressales; Cupressaceae
Exons: 3
Coding region: 4-786 (260 amino acids)
Source: RefSeq, a predicted model, not a curated record